Molecule: messenger RNA, 1236 nt
Organism: Cucurbita pepo subsp. pepo (vegetable marrow)
Lineage: Eukaryota; Viridiplantae; Streptophyta; Magnoliopsida; Cucurbitales; Cucurbitaceae
Source: RefSeq, a predicted model, not a curated record
AUGGCAGAAAUUGAUCCUCCUCCCUUCUUCCUUUGUCCCAUCUCUUUGCAAAUUAUGAAAGAUCCCGUCACCGUCGCCUCCGGCAUAACCUACGAUCGGGAGAACAUCGAGAGAUGGUUAUUUUCCGAUAAACACACGACGUGUCCGGUCACGCAGGUGGUCUUGUCGGACUUUGAUAUCACUCCCAAUAAUACUCUCUCUCGAUUGAUUCAAGCUUGGUGCACUGUCAACAACAGGGUCGAGAGGAUUCCGACACCAAAGCCUCCCGUCGACAAGAAGCAAAUUGUCAAGAUUCUUGCAGACGUGAAGCUGUCUCCUUUCUCUCAACAGAAUUGUUUGCGACGACUCGGGUCCAUCGCAUCGGCAAACGAGAUGAAUAAACGUUGCAUGGAAGCUGCUGGAGCUGUGGAGUUCUUGGUUGGAGUUGUGUGUAAUUCCAUUACCAUAGAGUCGAGCUUUCAAGAUUUCACGUUUGACGAUCCGUUAGCGAAUUUGGGCGAUAAGGCUUUAAGCAUUCUUUACAAACUUCAAAUCUCUGAAUCCGGCCUCAAGUUUCUUCUCGCCAACAAUGGCGGCAUCUUCGUGAAAACCCUAACAAAAUUCUUACAAAACGGCACUUAUGGCUCCCGAGCGUAUGCAACAAUGCUUCUUCAAUCGAUGUUCGAAGUCGCCGAUGAGAUUCAGAUUCGCACUCUAAAUCUUGAAUUCUUCGUCGAAAUCGUCCAAAUUCUGAAGGAUCAGAUCUCGAAACAGGCCUCCAAAUCGGCAUUGAAAUUGCUAAUCGGACUCUGUUCGAGUUUCAGAAACAGAGUAAAUGCGGUUCAAGCCGGUGCGGUUCCGGUUCUGAUCGAUCUCCUCCUGGAUCUCGAUUCGUCGGAGAAGCGUUUGUGCGAGAUUAUUCUCGUGGCGCUUGAUCUGCUCUGCGGCUGUGCUGACGGCAGAGCGGAGCUAUUGAACCACGCGGCGGGGAUCGCCGUCGUGUCGAAGAAGAUUCUCAGAGUUUCGUCGCUUGGAAGCGAGAAGGCCGUCGGAAUUUUGUGCUCUAUUGCGAGAUUCUCGGCGAGCCAAUCCGUCGUUCAGGAAAUGGCGCGGCUCGGAGUUGUGGUGAAGCUCUGUUUUCUGCUUCAAGUCGUCGGCGCCGGAGCGAAAGCGAAAGAGAAGGCGAAAGAGAUUCUAAAGCUUCAUGGUCGAACAUGGCGGAAUUCUUCAUGUUUUCCUUCGAGUUUGCGACCUUCU